Messenger RNA from Eruca vesicaria subsp. sativa (arugula), 921 nucleotides. The record is from the annotation of a GenBank genome assembly. NCBI's taxonomy places the organism in Eukaryota, Viridiplantae, Streptophyta, Magnoliopsida, Brassicales, Brassicaceae.
AUGUCAGAAGAAAUCGAUUGUCUCCGUCAUGGCUCUCCAGCGUUCAUCAUCGGCCAGCUCAGAAUCGGUGCUUUUGGUAUCUUCAAGCGAGAGUUCAGUGAGUUCAUUUACCUUCCUUUUUUUAAAAGGCAUGAGGAAAGUCCAAGCAGGUUGAGAGGGGAAAACAAGCACAAUAUUGCUAUGAUAAUGCAGACCUUAAAAAGAUUACAGAAAACUUCUCUGCAAAAGCAUCCUACAACAUUCAGAGGUUCAAGGGUGGGGACGAUGGAGGCUGGAGUAGGAGAAGGUGCAGGUGAUGCAGCAGUCCAGCUGUUUCAACUGCAGCUCGACAAUGUCUCUAGAAUCAUUUUUGCAAAAAUGGAGAUAGACUCCUCUGUAGCUAAAUCAGAUGCCUUGGUUAUGAAGAAUCAUAUGCCUGCACUGAUUCUCAGCUAUGUGAUCUGGAAUCUGGGGAAGCUGCUAAUCGAUGCGCAAAGGAUGCGGAGUGUUACUAGGGUGCAGAAAUCAGAGAUGGCGUAUGAACGCCAUGGUCUCCUGGCUGGAAAUGUCAGCAUCGUUACUGGAGAAAACAUCAAGCCUUCUUACGUUGGAGAUGAUGAGGCCUUUCUGCGGAAGGUCACUACACCAAUCUACCGAGUAGUUGAAAAGUUCUCAAAUUUCUUCAACUGGAUUCUCAAAAGCAUAAAUCACAUAGUUUGCUUCCGUGGCAGUGAACUUCUUGUGGUAUUCUUGAAGUUCUUAUAUGAUCAAGAUCCGGUGAAAGACCUCGUGGAGCAUGGAUCCUGCUGCACCACCGAAGCUCCUCCUCCACUUGAGUUGCCGCUCGGCUUCCUCCUACGCAUGCUUGCAGCUGCAGCUGUACUUCCUCUCUGUGGAGCUCCACUUCCUACCAUCCUUCUCUUAUCUUCUUUAACUAACUGA